This is a messenger RNA of Mucor velutinosus, 1206 nucleotides long. RefSeq names its product Ski complex subunit Rec14 (gene rec14). Gene Ontology annotation, molecular function: glycogen binding; protein phosphatase 1 binding. Bases 1 to 1206 code for a protein of 401 amino acids. The record is from RefSeq and is a predicted model, not a curated record. The transcript has a single exon. Gene Ontology annotation, cellular component: protein phosphatase type 1 complex. Gene Ontology annotation, biological process: regulation of glycogen biosynthetic process. NCBI's taxonomy places the organism in Eukaryota, Fungi, Mucoromycota, Mucoromycetes, Mucorales, Mucoraceae.
AUGACAUCUGCCCUAUCUCCAACUCAAUCCCAUUACAUGAACCCAAUGCUUCAUCAAUACAGAAAGAGAGUCAUGUUGAAGCGUUCCACACAUCAGAUCAAUGAUCCCGUUGUCGUGCAACAGAAAUACACAUCCAACAAGAAGUUGGUUCGAUUUCAUGAUGACAAAGAUCAGCUUGAACAAGUUCGCUACUUCUUCAAAACUCAAUCACCCAUCACUGUCAAGGAUGAUCCUCCCUUUAUGGAUACAUCAGCUGAUGACUACAAGCUUACACAGCCCAACUGGCCUACAAGAAACCAAAUCUUUUACAAUACUGAAAGCAAGAUCCGUAUGGAAGCGGUGCAAUUGAUUGAUGGUGAUGUUGAACACAUGGCAGAGAACAAAUUUAUCAUCCAGGGCCGUUGCAGAGCAGCCAAUCUUUCAUUUCACAAACUCGUAUCCAUCAGAUACACCUUUGAUUUAUGGCGUACUUACUCAGAAACUACUGGUGAAUACCGUGAGUCAAUUGCAAGCACAUCAAACACCUGGGAUCGAUUCUACUUUUCAAUUCCUGUGGAGGCAAAGCAAGCCACUCAAACCGUCUACCUUGCCUUGAGAUACACUGUCGAUGAUCAAGAGUACUGGGAUAACAACAAUGGCAUGAACUAUCAAAUCAUCAUGACUCCUGAUGAAUCCAUUAUGAAUACUAAACACAACGAUACCAAUAGCAUUACACUCAUGGAUGAAAAAGAGCAGGCUCUCACUCCUAUCACCACUACCACUACACCAACAUCAUCACCAUCCUCCACUACCACCACCAACACACUCUCAUCACCCUUCAUUCCCGAAACAACUGUCCAGGAAAAGAAAGAAGCUACAAAGGUAUUGGGUAGACGAUAUGAUUUCACUGCUUCUCUUACUGCUGCUCGCAAGCCCAUGUCUCCUCCUCCUUCCCCACCUGGCACUCCUGUUGAUACUGAAAUCUUUAAUUAUACCCCUCCCGUCUUCUUUGGUGAUUCCCAUCAAUUCGAUGUUGCUCCUGCUGUUACCUAUCAAAAGUCUGAACCUAUUGCAAUUGCUUCAAAACCCCCUGCUUCGCCGCCAAUCUCGGCUGAAGGCUUUCAAAUGAGCUACUCUGACUUUGUCAACAAGUAUUGCUUCUAUAACUCUCAUUCCAAUCCUAUUUACAGUACCUUUUCAACUUCUCCAUCUGCUGUUCUUUCCUAA